Messenger RNA from Saccharomyces eubayanus, 1386 nucleotides. RefSeq names its product Ume1p (gene UME1). NCBI's taxonomy places the organism in Eukaryota, Fungi, Ascomycota, Saccharomycetes, Saccharomycetales, Saccharomycetaceae. Gene Ontology annotation, cellular component: nucleus; Rpd3L complex; cytoplasm. The record is from RefSeq and is a predicted model, not a curated record. Gene Ontology annotation, molecular function: histone binding. Gene Ontology annotation, biological process: regulation of gene expression. Bases 1 to 1386 code for a protein of 461 amino acids. The transcript has a single exon.
AUGACUACUUUAGAUGUUGCAGAGAGAAAUAAAAUUAAAAAUGAAGAAUUCAAAAUCUGGAAGAAAUCAAUACCUUCUUUAUACCAACAUAUUUCAAGUUUGAAGCCUAAUUUCAGCUCAAACGUCAACGAAACGUCAACAACACCCAAAAGUUUAGUCUUCACUAACGACAAAGCUUGUGACAAAGCUAAGGGGACUUUAACCGCACCGCUUCUAUAUUCCCAAGGGAGUGAGAUUUUUGAAGUGGAAUGCGUAAUGCCACUUGGACUUCAUUAUAAAAAGUUAGAAGGCAGUAUAGAAAUAUUACCACAACCAGAUUACACCACGGAGUCCCUAAAAGUUGAACAGACUGUUCUAACACCAAAAUGGGAAUUUAAAGGUGAAACCAUUGAAAAAAUGAUAUAUGUUGAUAACAGUGAAAUAAAUGUAAAAGUGAUAGCCCUCUCCGCCAAUGGUUCUUUGGCAUGGUUCAGGGAUGGAGUUAAAUUACCUGUUUAUACAAUGUUGGAAGCGCCCAGUCCUCUCAGUACAGCAUCAUGCGGAGAACAUGAUGGUAAACCAAAUGUUGAUUUUGCAAUCUCAAACGACUCAAAAACACUGGUAGUAACUAAAGGAACUAUACUUGAUAGUGAAAGUGCUACGUUCAAGAUAAUAGAUAACUCAAGUAAAAUAGGAGAAGUUGUUCGUACAGUGUCUGUUUCUAAUAUAAAAACCAUCCAAGCGGUUAACUUCUUGAAUAACAACAUAUUUGCUACUUGCUCAGAUGACGGUGUUAUAAGGUUUUGGGGAACUGAAGCAGGUGAGGAGCCCCUAUGGAUAUUAAAUGAUUCUUUAGACGGAAAAUCAUGUUGCUUUGCCGUAUCGCCCUUUGUUGAUACCUUAUUCGUAACCGGAACAAGUAGUGGAGCCAUCAAAGUUUGGGAUCUCCGUGCGGUUGUUUCCUCGAUGGACGCUGCUGUUGGUCCGAAUUCCAAUCAAGAACACAAUAAAGUCAAUGAGCUAUUUAAAGUCCAUCAUUUUUACAGUGAGCGAGUCUCUAGAAUCGAAUUUUCUGCCAUUUCACCUACAGAGAUGAUAACUGUUGGGGAUCUUGGAAAUGUCUAUCAUUGGGAUUUUGAGCCAGUUUUCUCCAGCUAUACCGAAACAAGUGAGGAGUUCCAAGGUACGAUAGCCGAUGAAGUAGAAGCAGAAAGCAUGACAUUUUAUCACACUGAAGGCUGUAGAAGAGAAAUGGGGGAAAACGACAAGGUCAAUACUGUUGCUUACCAUAAUUCUAUUGAAGACCUGGUUGCCACAGUUGAUAGUGAUGGUUUAUUAACUGUGUAUAGGCCGUUUACAGGAAAGAUUCAUGGAGAUGAAACGAAGCUUGAAAUGGCAACGGACUAG